Saprolegnia diclina VS20 is the source of this 2105-nucleotide messenger RNA. RefSeq lists its product as hypothetical. Gene Ontology annotation, biological process: positive regulation of mitotic metaphase/anaphase transition; anaphase-promoting complex-dependent catabolic process; protein K11-linked ubiquitination. The annotation marks the transcript as partial. Gene Ontology annotation, molecular function: protein binding. The record is from RefSeq and is a predicted model, not a curated record. Gene Ontology annotation, cellular component: nuclear periphery; anaphase-promoting complex. The transcript has 13 exons. Lineage: Eukaryota; Oomycota; Saprolegniomycetes; Saprolegniales; Saprolegniaceae.
CGAUGAGCCACGCCUACUCGGUGCUCCAGGAGCGGAGCCUGGGCGCGGCCACGGUAGCAUGCUGCCCGACCAUGGACAUCGUCGCCGUCCUUACGACGGACGACCAUCUUCUCGUCUACCGCACGGUGUCCUGGCAGCGCCUGCUGCACGUGACGCCCUCGGACGUCGAGUCGCCCAUGACCGUUCUCGCAUGGCGACCCGAUGGGCUUGUGCUCGCUGUGGGUCAUGCGAACGGCAAGAUCGUGCUCUACGACAUGGAGACAGGCGAGGCAACGAUGCAGCUUUUCGGCAAAGUCCAUGCAUGGGAGCACACGCAAGCCAUAUCUGCUCUCCACUGGGCCGCGGCGGGCGCAGCGCCGUCGACCCAUCGGCUUGAAGAUCGAACGUCUCGUUGCGUCAUGAACCCGCCGAGCGAAUCCUCAACCGAGACAGCCGCCAAGUUUACAACCGUUCCGGCCCUCGACGACAGUCGCCACAUCCUUGCAUCGGGCGACACAAGCGGCACGAUCCUCUUGUGGGCCCUUGGCUCGGUGUGCAUUCGCCGACUGCAACCCGCCGGCGUCCAGAGCGUGACCGAGCUGCACCUUCUUUCCGACUUGUCGGCGCUACUCAUUGGCUCACAGGAAGACUCGAGUCGCCAGAUCCUGUCGCUCGCGCUGCCCGACCUGCCGACGCACCAAGGCCAGCUCUUUGUCGUGUCCCACCACGUGCGCGAGGUGCAAAAGCUGCUCCACACGCUCGAUACGACCUUGAAGCAGCUCACAACCGAGUGGACCAACGGGACGCGGGUCUUGGAGGCCAAGAUGCGUCUACUCUCGUCUGCGUACGCAAAGUACUCGUCAUUUGAAGUCCCUCAGGCGCACAUGUAUACGCUGCUCUGCGCCGGCCUUGGGUUUCCGGCGCUGACCAAUUUUUUUGCCCAAGACAUGCAAGAGCAGAGCCUGCAGCGCAUUCAAAAAGCCUUCUUCCACGCGUGUCACUCGAUGCAGACACUGAUUCACGAGCAGCUCCGCGUCGCCGCCUGCAACGUACUCUUCCGACUCUGCGAGCUCCGAGGCUUGACGUCCACGGCGCCGUCCCACCGGCCGGCAUCGGUCGCGCACCUCUCGACCAUGAUUGCUAUGGUGGAAGUGUUCUUGCUCAAGCUCGAGCAGCUCCAGAUCGCGCUGCGAGAAACAGAGCUGGACUACGCUCUGCUUUUUCGCUGGUUUGGCGCGAUCAUGGCGGCCCACGGCACGGCCCGCCCCAAGGCCGCGACGAAGCUCUCGCUGCCCGAUACAAAGCGCCUUGGGCGUUUCUUGUUCCGUGCCACGACCGCCGCCAAGGUCUUCCGCGCCCACUGCAACAGCUCGCAAAGCGUUCACGACCCUGCGAAUGGCUUUGAGAUGGAAGUGACGUUCGGGAACCCUGUCGCCGAGAUGCUCGGCAAGUGUCCGUGGAAGACAAGCCCGCGCCUCGAAGCCUCCACGUCCUUUGCUCUCGACGGCGAGGACCAGUAUACCUCGCACAGCCUCGUCGCGCUCUGCGCUGCGAUCGAAGCGACGUGGCGCACGCAGCUUUUGAGCGAAAAUGGAUUUGGCCAUCCGUUGGGCCCACCGACGACGCCACUCCUGGUCACAGCGUCGUCCAGCAGCUUUGAGAUGGGCGAGCUCGCGUCAGCGCCACUUCUCCUGUUUUCGCUGGAUGGUGCGAUCGGGCUUGGGCGACGCGUCCAAGGGUCCUGGCACAUGGCAGUGCUUCGACUCCCUCCGUCGCACCGACUCAUGGACCAGUGUCUCUAUUCACGCGACGGACAGAGCCAGCUCGCUCUCCUCCACGCGACUGGCUCGGAGCAGCGAUUGUCGCUGGUGGCCCUCGCUUCGAUCACGUUUGCACCGCCAUUGACCGCAUCGACGUGGACAAGGACCGCACUGCAGUCGCUCGAGGCGCAAGAAGUGCCCACGUUUCGAAAGCAGCGAGUGCUCUCGACAGCCAACUUUGAUGCGGUCGUUGGCGACGGUGUACGCGGUGUGCUUGGUGUCAUAUCGAUAGCUGACCGCCGUCUCAUGCUCUUUGACGCGGAAGACGACGAAGAGGACGACGAAGACGACGAGAUGGACGAAUAG